Molecule: messenger RNA, 1345 nt
Organism: Aegilops tauschii subsp. strangulata
Lineage: Eukaryota; Viridiplantae; Streptophyta; Magnoliopsida; Poales; Poaceae
Source: RefSeq, a predicted model, not a curated record
CACAUCUGUAUAUCUGGACGAUAGUUAAUAGUAUCCAUAAACAAGCACCUUUUACGAGUUAUGUAUGUUAAUUCUUACUAAAGAUUUACAUAGUCUUAGCAUAGUCAAAUAACACUCCCAUACAACCCUUUUAUUCUAUAUAAGGGGAGUACAUCUUCUCAUAUUCUACACCAAUAUGCUGUUUGCCAACAGUACCUGUAAAUCUCUAGUUUUAUGUAGAUACUUGUGCUUCCUAUUUGUAGUAGUAAGUUUCUACCUCUUUGUCCACAUUAGUAUUCCAAGGAAAGAGCGGCGGUCAGGUGUGGCAUACAUCCAUAAUGACAAAGACCGUGAUCUCACCUUCUACAAGCGACGUUCCGGUUUGUUCAAGAGGGCGACUGACAUCUCUGCCCUCACUAGGGCUAGGGUUGCAGUCGUCCUAGAGACAAAUAAUGGAAAGAUGCACUCAUUUGGGACGCCAUUGGCCGAUCCCUUUGUUGAUGCUUUCCUAUUUGGAGCUCCACCAGCAGUUCCCUCCGCCAAUGAGGCAACCACUACUAGGAUUGGAAGCCUACAGAACGAGGUGGCUCAGUUGGACAUGGAGAACAUGACUGAGGAAGACCGAAACCAACUUUCCAUCCUUCUUAUGAAAAGUAUCCAAGAAGAGAAUCCAAGUAUGGUGGCAAAUCUUAUCUUCGCGAAGGAACAAGAUCUCGGUCUUGAAGAUCUUAAUAACCUCUUAAGUGAGCUCUCUCGGGUCCAAAAAGACAUUAGAUGCCGGCUACCUCCAUUGCAUGGUCGUGAAGCCAAGACCAGUGCCACAUGUGUGGCACAAGAUCUGCAACUACCAAGUGUUCUGCCGACGGAUCAUUUGGGUACUACUCAUUCACUAAUGCAGUCAUCGUGGCCUCACAAUCUGUCACAACUCCAGCCACCUGCAGAUCCACUACCAUCACAACCAGAACAAACUUCGGCACCACUUUUUCCUAUGCAGGUACAUGAGCAAACUCAACCAGAGGAGUUGCAUGUUCAGAACUAUGAAAGUCCUUGCAACAUAGUGCAACCACAACAAAGUGAUGCAACCCACGACUCAACAUCGGGGCAAAAUUUGGAGGCCUCUCCACUGUUGGGGUACUCGGGUGGCAAUGCUUUUUCUAUUGAUGACCCAUUUAACAGUGAACAAUGGGAUUAUGCUCUAUCAGAUCAGUCGUUCUACAAUAGUUUCCUAGGGAUUGAUGAUUACUUAGGCUCUAGCGGUACCAAUCUAGGACAGUCUUCCAUGGUAAAUGGUGGAUGGUUUGAUGUGCCGCCCUCUUCCACUGGACAAGCUAUUGAUGGUCUUAUAGACCCUGGAGAGCUUUUGUAG